CUUACUCUCUAUUUCUCAGGUGCCAACUACCCAAUUUGGAUUGUUAGUGACAUGAGGAGGCAAAGUGAUUUAUCAUGGUUCAAACAACACUAUGGAGAGUGCCUUUACACUGUGCGUAUUACUGCCUCUGAAGAAGUGAGGAAGCAGAGGGGUUGGGUGUUCACUCCAGGAAUUGAUGAUGCUGAGAGUGAAUGUGACCUUGACAACAUGACUGAUUGGGAUCAAGAGGUGGAUAACAGCAAUGACCCAGGGAAAGUGGAUGAAUUACUUCACCAUCUGACUACGUUGUGUUCUCAAAGAUUAAGUAGUGCUACUAGGAGCACUGGCAAGAAGAUCUGAGGCCUACUCUACAGGAUUUAGUCUCGUGUUAGUAAAUAAUUUAGUUUUUUACAAAAUAGAGUACUGGGAGCCCCUAGCCUCAUACAAUAUACUGAAUACAUUCCAGGAAACUGCCACUUCAAAUUAAUCACACUUCUCUCAUAAGAAAUGCUUGCCAAAACAGAGUUCAGCUUAAGUGAAAUUGUAUAAAAAUAACAACUGUUUAAGUUUAAAAUAUGGCAGUACAUUCCAGACCUUAAACAGUCAGAUGCAGUGAAGAACUUUAUUUUAAUUUAUA
Molecule: messenger RNA, 616 nt
Organism: Homarus americanus (American lobster)
Lineage: Eukaryota; Metazoa; Arthropoda; Malacostraca; Decapoda; Nephropidae
Product: phosphomevalonate kinase-like
Exons: 2
Coding region: 52-339 (95 amino acids)
Biological process (GO): cholesterol biosynthetic process; isopentenyl diphosphate biosynthetic process, mevalonate pathway
Cellular component (GO): cytoplasm
Molecular function (GO): phosphomevalonate kinase activity
Source: RefSeq, a predicted model, not a curated record